AUGGCAGCUUAUGAUACUCUGACCAUUUCAUCAUCAACCUCGUCUCACAACAUUCUACGAUUAACAGCUCCGGACUCAAGGAGUAAUCAAUUCAAUAUGGAUACCUUUGAACAUGAUUUGAAUUUCGAGGCGGAUGGGUUGCUGGACGAUGUAAACACAGGAAUACCCUCAUUACCAUUCACACCCUCGUACGAGUUAUCUGACGCCUUUUCCACCACCUUCGAAGAUCCCUUUUCCUAUCACGCCGGACCUUUCGAAUCACUUCUUGAUGACCCAAACCUAGAAAAUAAUGGCGAUACCAAUUCUAGCGAUCCCGAUAAUAAAUUACUAGGCUUUGGCGCACCAAUAAUGAAAGUGCCAACUUUGGAUGAUAAUGGACAGACCUGGCCAGCCAUGACUGCAGAAUUAUACGGAAUGUUCUUUGUGGCCGAAGAUGUAUUUGGUGGUGAAACUGCGAGGAGACCCAUGGAAUUGACUUGUUAUCGGCGGAACCUAUUUCAAAUCUCUGGAAACAUUAUCUUAUCGAGAUCCAUUACGAGAAUAAUAAAUGACCAAGGCCAACAUGUUCCAAUAUAUAAUUUGAUUGCGACGAUAUCUGCUCUAGAAAGCAUUGAGGGAAAGAGCACGGAAAUUAUCAGUGUACCAUGGAAGACGGCGAAUGCGACGACUUCUGAAGAUAGAGCUGGCGCUGCACCACCUCAAUGGCCCUUGGACUUGAGCAUCAAUCCGGAGCUGGAUCCUACAUGUGUAUCUAUUCCUAUAGCGUGGAAGCGAUUGCAAUUCAAACAUGCGACGGCAAAUAAUGGAAGAAGGAAAGGAUUACAGCAGCAUUAUGUUAUACAAAUUAAUUUGAUGGCUACAUUAGCCACCGGGGAAAAGAUAAAGUUGGCUGAGAUUCAAUCCGGGGCAAUUAUUGUGAGAGGAAGGAGUCCUAGAAAUUUUGAUAGCAGGAAAGACGUCCCUGUUAGUGAUAAAAAGGGAGAACCAAAACCUAGGACUAUGAGCAACGAAGUUGGAACGACGGUAAAAGUUGAUCCAGCAACCUCUCAGUCUUCCUAUCGCUUUUACGCUCCGAAUGCUGUCCAACAACCACUAGACUUAAUACCUGAUUGGCCUAUCAGUCUCGCAUCUUCAUCUCUAACACCUGAGCAGCCACCAACUCCUUCACAACGUACAAAGAGGAAUUCAUCUCAUAAUCGUCCUCCCAUCCCCAAAGCUCGUUGGAAAGCAGAUUCUUCGACUGCUAGACCUACGACCCAAAACUCUGCAGCCCCAAUAGAUCUGUCUCUAGCUGAUGAUGACGCGGGAUAUAUGAACCCCCAAGUUUCGUCUAGGAAUUCAUCGGGUCUUUCGGAUAGAGAUAGGGAUAGAGGAAUAGGUCAGAGAGGUAAUGCCGAGAAAGAGGGCGGAGUGAAUGCGAAGACGAGUUCAUCGAAGAAAGCGAUCAGUGUGGGUAGUCCAGAAGAUAAUGAGGAGGCACUUUAUGAGUAUUUUCCAUUGAGUCUGGAUGAUUGUAGAUGCGAUUUACAGGCCUCACGUUGUACAUCAUACGGUUGUGCCAGAAGAUUUAAAAGCGCAACAGGGAAAGGCCAAGACCAAGAGAUACUUCUCAGCAGACGAUUGAUUCUUCUGAACUUUGGGGAAAUACAGGGCGAUGGAAGUGGGAGGCAAUCUCCACGAACUACCAAGGAAAUUGAUCUAAUCGAAUUAGUGUUGAAAUGGUUGAGAGAUUGGCAAACGAGGAAGCCAAAGAUGAUUGAAGCAAGAGAAGCAAUGCAAAUGUCAUGCUCCGAAAAUGCGCUCAUCAUUAAGGCCGUGGAGAUUCUGAUGGAUCGAUACACUGUAGAAAGGCAAAAGUUGGCUCAAGCUUUCAAAGCCAGAGUGUAA
Messenger RNA from Sclerotinia sclerotiorum 1980 UF-70, 1887 nucleotides. RefSeq lists its product as hypothetical. The coding region runs from base 1 to 1887 and encodes 628 amino acids. Gene Ontology annotation, biological process: positive regulation of transcription by RNA polymerase II; meiotic cell cycle. The record is from RefSeq and is a predicted model, not a curated record. Gene Ontology annotation, molecular function: DNA binding; DNA-binding transcription factor activity. NCBI's taxonomy places the organism in Eukaryota, Fungi, Ascomycota, Leotiomycetes, Helotiales, Sclerotiniaceae. The transcript has 5 exons. Gene Ontology annotation, cellular component: nuclear chromosome.